UAACCAAGGUCUCGCGAUCCUCUCACCGGCCCUGCUAGCUGAGUGAUGUUUGUCCGCCAUCGCGGGGGAGUUUAGUCUGCGCUGAGUAUACCGGAGCCGGUAUUGCACUGUGGGUAAAGUCACAAACCCCUGUAGAGACAGGAGGGUUUUAAGUCGAAAGAGGCGCCUUCAGUUUUUCAACAGGCCGGGCCCGGGGCCUCCUCAAACCGAAACCCGCCCGGGGGAGACAAGGAGGGGCCCCGGGGCCGAGGGAGACUAAAAGCUGCCGAAAUGUCGAACCUAAGCAAAGGCACUGGCAGAAAGGACACCAAGAUGAGGAUCAGGGCUUUCCCGGUGCGUGAAGACGUUUUAAACUCUCUAAAUAAUAACUUCUUGCAAACGCUUAAUCAAGCUUGGAAUGACCAUCAGACUGCUAUGGUAAUGAUUAGAGAUAUUCUUAUGUACAUGGAUCGGGUGUAUGUUCAACAGAAUAAUGUUGAGAAUGUCUACAAUUUGGGUUUGAUAAUAUUUCGAGAUCAAGUUGUUCGUUAUGGCUGUAUACGAGACCAUCUAAGACAGACUUUACUGGACAUGAUUGCAAGAGAAAGAAAAGGAGAGGUUGUGGAUAGAGGUGCCAUUAGAAAUGCAUGCCAGAUGCUUAUGAUCCUUGGCCUUGAAGGAAGAUCAGUUUACGAGGAAGAUUUUGAGGCUCCAUUUUUGGAAAUGUCUGCUGAAUUUUUUCAGAUGGAAAGCCAGAAGUUUUUAGCUGAAAAUAGUGCAUCAGUGUAUAUAAAGAAAGUAGAGGCUAGAAUAAAUGAAGAAAUUGAGAGAGUGAUGCAUUGUUUAGACAAGUCAACAGAGGAGCCCAUUGUUAAAGUUGUGGAGAGGGAGCUUAUUUCCAAGCACAUGAAGACAAUAGUUGAGAUGGAAAACUCUGGACUAGUUCAUAUGCUGAAAAAUGGGAAGACUGAAGAUCUUGCCUGCAUGUACAAGUUGUUCAGUAGAGUUCCAAAUGGCUUGAAGACCAUGUGUGAGUGCAUGAGUUUAUAUUUGAGAGAACAAGGGAAAGCUCUUGUUUCUGAAGAAGGUGAAGGGAAAAACCCAGUGGAUUAUAUCCAGGGACUUCUUGAUCUGAAGAGCAGGUUUGACCGGUUUCUCCAGGAAUCCUUCAGCAACGACCGUCUUUUUAAGCAAACUAUUGCUGGUGACUUUGAGUAUUUUCUUAACCUUAACUCCAGGUCUCCAGAGUAUCUUUCCUUAUUUAUUGAUGACAAGUUAAAAAAAGGAGUCAAAGGACUGACAGAACAAGAAGUUGAGUCUAUUUUAGAUAAAGCGAUGGUCCUCUUUAGAUUCAUGCAAGAAAAAGAUGUGUUUGAACGUUACUAUAAACAACAUUUAGCCAGAAGAUUGCUCACAAACAAAAGUGUAUCAGAUGACUCUGAAAAAAAUAUGAUCUCCAAACUUAAGACCGAGUGUGGCUGCCAGUUCACGUCAAAGCUGGAGGGCAUGUUCAGAGACAUGAGCAUUUCAAACACAACUAUGGAUGAAUUCAGACAACAUCUACAAACGACUGGGGUUUGUAUUAACACCUGUUUGUAUACUCAGACAUUAAAUUCAGUUUUAUGCAUUGACAAUUCUAGUUUGUUUCUGGAACUACACUCCUAAAAUACACUUAAAGGA
This is a messenger RNA of Bombina bombina (fire-bellied toad), 1659 nucleotides long. It is a transcript of the gene CUL3, whose product is annotated as cullin 3. The transcript has 9 exons. Gene Ontology annotation, molecular function: ubiquitin protein ligase binding. The coding region runs from base 271 to 1644 and encodes 457 amino acids. NCBI's taxonomy places the organism in Eukaryota, Metazoa, Chordata, Amphibia, Anura, Bombinatoridae. The record is from RefSeq and is a predicted model, not a curated record. Gene Ontology annotation, cellular component: Cul3-RING ubiquitin ligase complex. Gene Ontology annotation, biological process: ubiquitin-dependent protein catabolic process; protein ubiquitination.